Galeopterus variegatus (Sunda flying lemur) is the source of this 1404-nucleotide messenger RNA. It is a transcript of the gene ADH5, whose product is annotated as alcohol dehydrogenase 5 (class III), chi polypeptide. Gene Ontology annotation, cellular component: cytosol. Gene Ontology annotation, biological process: formaldehyde catabolic process. NCBI's taxonomy places the organism in Eukaryota, Metazoa, Chordata, Mammalia, Dermoptera, Cynocephalidae. Gene Ontology annotation, molecular function: S-(hydroxymethyl)glutathione dehydrogenase [NAD(P)+] activity; zinc ion binding. The record is from RefSeq and is a predicted model, not a curated record. The coding region runs from base 19 to 1143 and encodes 374 amino acids. The transcript is spliced from 9 exons.
UGACCAGAACCCAUCGACAUGGCGCCGCAGGUUAUCAAGUGCAGGGCUGCGGUUGCCUGGGAGGCUGGAAAGCCUCUCUCCAUAGAGGAGAUAGAAGUGGCACCCCCAAAGGCUCAUGAAGUUCGAAUUAAGAUCAUUGCCACUGCGGUUUGCCACACCGAUGCCUAUACCCUGAGUGGAGCUGAUCCUGAGGGGUGUUUUCCAGUGAUCUUGGGACAUGAAGGUGCUGGAAUUGUGGAAAGUGUUGGUGAAGGAGUUACUAGGCUGAAAGCAGGUGAUACUGUCAUCCCACUUUACAUCCCACAGUGUGGAGAAUGCAAAUUUUGUCUAAAUCCUAAAACAAACCUUUGCCAGAAGAUAAGAAUCACUCAAGGGAAAGGAUUAAUGCCAGAUGGUACCAGCAGAUUUACUUGCAAAGGAAAGACACUUUUACAUUACAUGGGAACCAGCACAUUUUCUGAAUACACAGUUGUGGCUGAUAUCUCUGUUGCCAGAAUAGAUCCUUUAGCACCUUUGGAUAAAGUCUGCCUUCUGGGUUGUGGCAUUUCAACUGGUUAUGGUGCUGCUGUGAACACUGCCAAGGUGGAGCCUGGCUCUACUUGUGCCGUCUUUGGCCUAGGAGGAGUUGGAUUGGCGGUUAUUAUGGGCUGUAAAGUGGCUGGUGCAUCCCGGAUCAUUGGUGUGGAUAUCAAUAAAGAGAAAUUUGCAAAGGCCAAAGAAUUUGGAGCCUCUGAGUGUAUUAACCCCCAGGACUUCAGUAAACCCAUCCAGGAAGUGCUCAUUGAGAUGACUGAUGGAGGAGUGGACUUCUCCUUUGAGUGUAUUGGCAACGUGAAGGUCAUGAGAGCAGCACUUGAGGCAUGCCACAAAGGCUGGGGCAUCAGCGUGGUGGUUGGAGUAGCUGCCUCAGGUGAAGAAAUUGCCACUCGUCCAUUCCAGCUGGUAACCGGUCGCACGUGGAAAGGCACUGCCUUUGGAGGAUGGAAGAGUGUAGAAAGUGUCCCGAAGUUGGUGUCUGAAUAUAUGUCCAAAAAAAUAAAAGUUGACGAAUUUGUGACUCACAAUCUGCCUUUUGACCAAAUUAACAAAGCCUUUGAACUGAUGCAUUCAGGGAAGAGCAUUCGAACUGUGGUAAAGAUUUAAAUUCAAAAGAGAAAAAUAUGUCCAUCCUGUACAUAAGUCUUGUGAUCUGAUGGGAGCAGCUCUUCCAAGUUCACAACCUCUUAGACCGUCAGUAACUACUCUAGAUAUAGCAUUAUGUGUGUAAUUCAUAAAUCUCUCUAAUCAAGGACAAGGCUAAUACAGUCAUAAAUCUGUUUUCUGAACUCUCCUUCACAUAAGUAAUUGCUAGCUCAUUAAAGAAUAUUUUAACAUAAUAAAAGCAAUUUCUGCAUUUGUGUGGAA